Messenger RNA from Cannabis sativa, 1314 nucleotides. Its product is annotated as GEM-like protein 1. The transcript is spliced from 4 exons. Bases 158 to 1030 code for a protein of 290 amino acids. NCBI's taxonomy places the organism in Eukaryota, Viridiplantae, Streptophyta, Magnoliopsida, Rosales, Cannabaceae. The record is from RefSeq and is a predicted model, not a curated record.
AAGAAAACCAACUGUACAAAUCCUUACUGUUACGGUAAUAUCAAUGACAAUUCAUUUUGACCAAGUGAAGUGACCCUUUGUCCCUAUCUUUCCAAUCGUUCAAACCUGGAGACAGAUCCUUUUCUUCCACCAAAUCUGUUGUUUAACAAGAAAGAAGAUGAGUAAGCAACAGCAACCGUCCGAUCAACCCCCUCCUUCUCAUUCCACCGACUACGCUCCAUACCCUAAGCUCAUACCCCACGACAUCGGUCCUCCUCUGCAGCCCGAGACAUGGGCAUCCGUUACAAUUGCCCCCGAACCCCAACCCCAACCCCAAUCGAACCAAGAAUCCCCUUCUGCUUCUCCUCCUCCACCACCGGCGGCGAUCCACGUCGAAGAGCGGGCUCCGAUCUCCGCCGAUGCCGCCACCUCGAUGCCGGAGGAGUCCAAUCCCUACGUGGCCCCUCCUGCACCGCCGCCUGCCUCCUCCGCCAAGAAUAAGAUGGAUUCAGUGAAAGAUGUUCUUGGGAAGUGGGGGAAGAAGGCUGCGGAAGCUACCAAGAAGGCUGAGGAUCUUGCUGGGAAUAUGUGGCAACACUUGAAAACGGGUCCUAGUUUUGCUGAUGCUGCUGUCGGAAGAAUAGCUCAAGGAACAAAGGUGCUUGCAGAAGGUGGUUACGAAAAAAUUUUCCGACAGAAUUUUGAGACUGUCCCUGAGGAACAGCUUCGGAAGACUUAUGCAUGCUACCUAUCCACUUCUGCUGGUCCGGUCAUGGGAAUUUUAUAUUUGUCAACUGCAAAGCUUGCGUUUUGCAGUGACAGCCCACUUUCCUACAAAACUGGUGACCAGACUGAAUGGAGCUAUUAUAAGGUGGUGAUUCCAUUUCAUCAGCUUAAGGCAGUUAAUCCAUCUGCAAGCAAAGUCAACCCUGCUGAAAAAUACAUACAGGUUAUAUCUAUUGACAACCAUGAGUUUUGGUUUAUGGGUUUUGUACACUAUGACAGUGCUGUGAAAAAUCUUAGAGGACUGUUGCAACCUGGCAGCUUGUGAGAAACAUUGGACCAAACUUGCUAUGUCAUGGAAGAAAGCACUGCAUGUUAGUUGAGCUGGCUUGACUUUGUGGUUUUGGUGGAAUUGUAUGGAACAAUUGCUUUAGUGUUGUGUUUUGUUCUUGUGCUGCCGUUGUUUUUGUCUGGAUUUAUUCUUAUAUUCUUUUACUAUAAUAUUUGGGGGUAUAGGGAAGUAACAUUUGUAUUAGUUGUAAAUGACAUUGGUAAUGGUUGUAUACAUUUCAUUUGUACUUGGUAAUGCAGAUUUGUAUUGUUAUAGGGUAA